Truncatella angustata is the source of this 2145-nucleotide messenger RNA. RefSeq lists its product as uncharacterized. The record is from RefSeq and is a predicted model, not a curated record. Bases 1 to 2145 code for a protein of 714 amino acids. The transcript has a single exon. Lineage: Eukaryota; Fungi; Ascomycota; Sordariomycetes; Amphisphaeriales; Sporocadaceae.
AUGAUUUCCGCUGCCAGUUCCAGCACGUGGGUUUCGCCGCAGUCACCGGACCGUCGUUCGGAGGAUGGCUGCAGCCCGUCGGCCUCGUUGGUAACGGACUUCGAUGCAAACGCCUUGGAGCUCUUACCAUUACAGUCACCCGAUUGUGGUGUAGCCGAGGGCACGUCCGACAAUACACAUCCAGCCGUGGUGGAUGGCUUGCAGACAGAUACGGGCGACGAUUCAGCCAGACUUAUUCAUGGAAAAGGCCAGGCAAACGAUGUCAAGGAUCGGGGAAAUCUGGAGUCCCCCAGACAUCGAUCAUCAAUUGUAGCUGUACUCCUAACACUAUGGUGGGCCGAGGUUGGCGCUUGUAUUUUGAUGUUGAUAGCUCUCGUCGCGGGCGUGUUCACUCUGUCGAGGCAUGAGGGGAAGCCUUUACCGGCGUGGCCGCUCAAAAUCACCAUCAACGCGCUCUUGUCCAUAUUCGCCUUGAUCCUGCGAGCAGCAGUCAUGUUCAUACUGGCGUCAGGUUUCAGGCAGCUGCAGUGGUCGUGGUUCAGAUCACCACACUCUCUAUACGAUAUGGUACGUUAUGAGGAUGCGGGACGUGGUAUGUGGGGAUCUCUCGGGAUUCUUUGGAAUCAGAAGUUCCGCCAACCGUUAACGGCAAUCGGGGCGAUCAUCGCGACUUUGUCCAUCGCUAUAGACCCGGCGUUUCAGCAAUUGGCUCAGCUCCGAGAUUGCUAUACUGUCCUACGAAGCGAAAACGCUACAUUGCCGCGGACCAACAAUUUUGUUUUCACUGCGAGUGAAGACCAACUCCGCUUUGUCCUAAACGAGGCAACCUUUGGACGCCUCGACGAGCUCACUGGGUCAUGCUCAACUGGAAACUGUACUUUCUCCACUGUGUACAGCUCGGCUGCCUAUUGCAGCUCCUGCACAGACAUUUCCGAAGACAUAACAUUUGAAGAUAAAUGUUUCUUUGGUUUGAAUCACAGCGAGACAGAGAUACCAGCAGAAGGCUGCUCGUCAACGUUUUCUCUUUAUAGAUGGAUUCUUCCAUCGGGGCUGACCGCUACUUCAAACAUAUUCAUGGGGAAUGUCAAACCCCAACCUGGUGACGCCAAGUUUAUCACUGUAUCUUCCAACACGACAACAUCUCUCGACAACGACUUGGGAUUCACAAGAAUGCAGCUACUGCUCGGUGGAAGUAAUUUCCCAAAAGGCUAUGGUGCUGCCCAAUGUACUCUCGAACCUUGCGUGCGGACUUAUAACGCCACUAUCGAGGCAGGACGCGUGUUUGAGCGCGAACUUCUCAGGUCUCCCCCCAAUGCUUGGAGUUGGCCUGUCAAUGAUAGUGCAAAGGGUUGGAAAAAAACUUACUACGAAAAUGUUCUGCCGGGACCCGCUGUUUUUGACAGAGACUGUGUAUCCAAAAAGGAGAGGGCCCUGCUCCAGGAGAUAUCACCCAGCCCCGAGCGAUGGUUAUCGUCGUGGUACGAGCCAGAAGAUUCUCAAUAUUACAAAAAUCCUCAACUUUACGACAAUAUUCCUGUGGAUGAUCUCAUACGACGGCACUGUUUCUACUUGAUAGACCGGAGUUUCGCGCAGAACAAUUUGUCCGAUCUGAUUAAGGAAAACUUUGAAUACUAUUCAGCUGAUUACUGGGAACCCACAGCGAGUAUUAAUAGUUCAGACCCCAUACGGUCUCCCUUGGCACUCCGCACAUUGUAUAACGAGGGUGCCGUAGAUUUCGACCGCAUCCAGGAUUUCUUCGCUAACGUGUCGGACGCCAUAACCUUUUUCAUACGCAGACAAGACUCGACCGAGAAUCCUACCGGACCAGCCACAGGUGACGUGCUACACUACGCAGCAUGCCUCUCCGUGCAGUGGCUGUGGGUCAUCUUACCGAGCGCGAUAAGUGGCGCGACAUUGCUGUUUCUCUGUCUUGUCAUGGUGAAAUCCGGAGCAGAGGAAGCACCUCUCUGGAAGAACUCAUCCUUGGCCUGGAUCCUCCGCGGUCCUUUCAGUAGCCAUGUCAAUGAUCUGGACGCUGCCAGAAAUUCGGAAAAGACUUCGACAUGGAUGGAGAAGACUGCAAAGGAAACACAAGUAGUUCUCGUGACUGAGCCACAGGCGCAAAUCCGCCUCCGUAAGAUCUGA